Molecule: messenger RNA, 996 nt
Organism: Aspergillus clavatus NRRL 1
Lineage: Eukaryota; Fungi; Ascomycota; Eurotiomycetes; Eurotiales; Aspergillaceae
Product: 4-hydroxybenzoate octaprenyltransferase
Exons: 1
Coding region: 1-996 (331 amino acids)
Biological process (GO): ubiquinone biosynthetic process
Cellular component (GO): mitochondrial inner membrane
Molecular function (GO): 4-hydroxybenzoate polyprenyltransferase activity
Source: RefSeq, a predicted model, not a curated record
AUGGAGCAGGUAGCGAGACGAAAGCGAAACAACACCGCGGAUGGCAUGUCGAAAGCCAGCCUCUCGAAGCAAUACGGUGGUGAUCAUGCCGAAGGAUGGAUCGGCCAUCUGCCACCCGCAUGGAUCCCUUAUAUCCAGCUCUGUCGUCUGAGUCCCCCGGCCGCAUUCUUCCUCAUCUACUUCCCCCAUCUGUUCGGUAUUCUCCAUGCAGCCACCACCCACGGACUCCCCGCGCACGAUGUCCUGCGUACCUCCCUCAUCCUGGCCGGAGGCAGCUUCUUCUACAGCAACGCCUGCCACGCAUGGAACGACCUCGUCGACGCGCCCAUCGACAAACUCGUCGCCCGCACCUGCUCCCGUCCCAUCCCCCGGGGCGCCAUCACCCCCGCCGCUGCGUUCCUCUUCACCUGCACCCAAGCCGUAGCGGCGGCAGCCUUCCUUCUCCUCCUACCCGCCCGCACCGCCCUCGUCACCAUCCCGACGAUUGUCACCAUGACCUACUAUCCCUACGCGAAGCGCCACACGCACUUCCCGCAGCUGGUGCUGGGCUUCUGCCUCACGUGGGCGAUCAUGGUCGGGAGCUCGGCGCUGGGCGUGCCAGAGCCAUGGACCGAUCCCUCGGCCGUGUGUCUCCUCCUCGCGGCAACGCUCUGGGUCGUCAUCUUCGACACCAUCUACGCGCACCAGGACGUCGCCGACGACCGGAAGAUCGGCGUGAAGAGCACGGCGGCGCUCUUCGGGAGCUCGUCGCGGCUGUUCCUGGGCGUGCUGUUUCUCAGCAUGGUUGGACUGUUGUCGGGCUGUGGCUACUAUGGGAAUCUGGGUCUGCCAUUCUAUUGUGUGACUGUGGGUGGGUGCGUGCUUGCUGUUGGGGGGAUGGUGUUUCUGGUGGAUCUGAAGAACUCCGCGAGCUGCUGGGUGUGGUUCUCGCAGGGGUUCUGGCUGGCUGGUGGUGCGAUUUCUGGGGGGUUGUUGCUUGAGUGUCUCUUGCAGUGA